CUGUUCGCGUAGAGCGGGCUCGGACAGAACAGGGCGGGGUGAUGUUCAGGUUCCGGUAUAAAGGCAGCGAGAAAAUGGGAGCCAGACGAGACGUGGAGCCCGCCGCCGACGCUCUUGUUGUGUAUUGGAGACUAGAAUGAGAAGUGGUCCGUCCUGGUUGAACAGGGCGGCGGUGUAACCGUCUGAGGAGGCCGCUGGCGGAGGAGAAGCGUGUCUCUGCGGCGCCCCCCCCCCCGCCCCCUGUACGUCAGUAAGAUGAGGACGCUAUUUCCAUUCUGUUGUCUCUUCCUUAUCUCCGGCGGAGCCAACGGGAACCGAACCCUCGACAGCAGCAACGACACCGACCUGACGGCCGGCGGCAGCAGCAGCUACAUCGCCAUCGGCGACGGGUCAUCGCAGGAAUUCGAGUUUCCUGAAAACACCAAGGGCGUGAUAGUAAUCUCCAGCCAGUACCGGAGCGCCGCGGCGAGCAGGAAGGGCCGCCAGAGCUGGAAGCAGACGGUGACAGUCCGCUCCCUGGACCCGGAGGUCCUCUCCAUACUCAAUGUGACGGAUAGCGGCCACGCAGGGCCAGCCAGGAGCUACAUUAUCAGCAUCCGCUCCGGGUUUCCGGGCAGGGCGCAGUUGCAGAUCCAGCUCUUGGACCUGGACCAGGAUUCGGCGCCUGUUCUGAUCGAAGAGAGGACGGAUUACUCCAUCAGAGUGGCGCCGGGUGAUGAUGACCCGGCGACCCGGCUCGCCCAGUCGGGUGGCCUGUCCCAUUUCUCGGAGAACCCCGUGCUGUUUGCCUUGCUGCCCCUCAUCUUCGUCAACAAGUGUGCAUUCGGCUGCAAAGUGGAGGUGGAGGUUCUGCGGGGUCUGCUGAAGAGGCCCGUGCCACUGCUCCUAGGGGUGCUGGGUCAGUUCCUGGUGAUGCCGCUGUAUGCCUACUGUGUAUCCCGGCUGGCCUCGCUGCCCAAAGCGCUCUCCCUGGGCCUGGUCAUCACCUGCUCUGCCCCGGGUGGGGGGGGCGGCUACCUGUACAGCCUGCUGCUGGGAGGAGACGUCACCCUGGCCAUCUCCAUGACCCUGGUGUCCACGGUGGUGGCAGCAGCCGCCAUGCCUUUGUCAUCGGCUCUGUAUGGCCGGCUCCUGGGCGUGCACGCUGCCCUGCACGUGCCGUUUGUGAAGAUCCUUGGCACCCUGCUGUUCAUCGCCAUCCCCAUCUCGCUGGGCAUGCUGGUCAAGCUGCGCCUGCCCGCCCUCACACGCGUCCUGCUGGCACUGAUACGACCCUUCAGCUUCGCGCUCAUCGUGGGUGGCAUCUUCAUGGCCUACCAAAUGGGCGCGUCCAUCCUGGCCAACGUCAAGCCCCAGAUUGUGGCAGUAGGGGUGACAGUGCCUUUGCUGGGGCUGUUGGUCGGGGCCAUCAUGGCCAAGUUGGCGGGCCUGGCCCCAGCGCUGAGGAAGACGGUCAGCAUCGAGGUGGGCGUCCAGAACAGCCUCCUGGCACUCGCCGUCAUGCAGCUGUCCUUCCGCCGGGAGGAGGCUGACUUUGCGUCCCAGGCCCCCUUCAUCGUGGCCCUCAGCAGCACCUCGGAGAUGCUGCUCAUAGUUCUGGGCUACUACACCCAGCAGAGGCUCUGUGGAUCCGUCGUCCCCAGGAGUGACGCCUGAUUGUAGCCGCAGUUUUUCUUUUGGUCUGUUCUGAACUUUUUGAAGAACCAAGUCUUUUUAAACCUGUGGAAUUUGUGUGUCCCAGUUUUGGCUCCAGGACACACACCGGUUACCAGUCCAGCCAUCACUGUCGGUGGUACACAGGACAGUCAAUGGACUUUUUUGUGUUGUUUUCGUAUUUUUCAUGAAAACCAAAGGCCUUUUACCCCCUUCUGAGACCUGUUUUGAGUUUAUUUUACAUGAUGUACUUUUUAAAAUCAGAUUAUACUGUGAGGUACUCAAUGUAAAUAUUCCUAGGAAGAGACAUACCUAUAAAAGAAAAGAUAUUUUUGUACCAGAUUACUUUUGUAAUCAAAAAGCAAAGAUUGAUUUGCAUCCUGUUUACAAGAGGUCCAUGUGUCUUAGCCCAGGGGAGAAUUUGGGGGUUUAAAUGGAAUAGUUUGGGAAUCAAACAGGAACAUGAUGAUUAUGAAAGUAUUUGCUACUGAUUGUGUUUCCUGGAUCUACGAAUCCAUGUACUUGAAUAUGGGAGAGGA
Messenger RNA from Etheostoma cragini (Arkansas darter), 2192 nucleotides. RefSeq names its product solute carrier family 10 member 3 (gene slc10a3). NCBI's taxonomy places the organism in Eukaryota, Metazoa, Chordata, Actinopteri, Perciformes, Percidae. The transcript has a single exon. Gene Ontology annotation, biological process: bile acid and bile salt transport. The coding region runs from base 256 to 1656 and encodes 466 amino acids. Gene Ontology annotation, cellular component: membrane. The record is from RefSeq and is a predicted model, not a curated record. Gene Ontology annotation, molecular function: bile acid:sodium symporter activity.